UAGGAAGACUAAGCAGAGUGCUGUUUGGAGUGACAAUUUGCCCAUGACCAGCAACUCGCAAUUAAGCAGCAGCGCCACACUGUCAGGAAUUCCGGAGGCCGGAGACAGCUCGCCGCGCGCUGCCCGCCGGUAGGUUUUCCAGUAUUUCAUCGUCCCCCCUAUAACUAAUUUCUAGUGCCGCCGCUGGUGGAAUGUUGAACAUCCAGUGAGUGCUUUUCUGAUGCUUACUUUCCACUUAAGGUUAGUUUUCCUUGAAUGUUGAAGACCCCCCUCCCCAACCCAUCUUGUACAACUAGCACUAAAUCACCAAUCCAUGGAAACUGUAUCGCUAAACCCAUUCUUAACGUUUAAGAAACCCCUUCUAUCGUUUCCGGCUGUUCAUCUUUUCAGUGAGACCCCGAAAAAUGCAUUCUUCAUUACGUGUCCAAGAUUUGAACUUUCUUCAAAAUCAGGGUUUCAUUUCUGUAUGGCAUGCUGCAUAAAUCCAUCUAGAAAUUAUAAUGAUGAAAUUUUGGAUUUUGAUGAUGAUGAAAGCGAAGAAGAUGAAUACAUUGUUAGUGAAGUAAGUGGGGGGACAUCUGACAGUGUAGAUUGGGAAGCUAAGUUUCUAGGAGAAAUGAGGAUUUCUCCAAAGAAGACAAAAGAAAAGCAACCCAAGUCUAGGUUGCUCCAUGAUACCGACAAAAUGGAUUGGUGUACGAAGGCAAGGAAAAUUGCACUUAAGUCUAUUGAGGCUAGAGGAUUAACCCCUGUUGCAAAGGGCAUAAUAAUUGAUGGUGAGAACACUAAAAAGAAGAUCAAGAAAAAGUUCCAGACUAAAAAAAAGGUUGAACAAUUUGUCAAAACAGAUGAUGAGAUGUUAAAUUUUAAUUCAAAGGAAGACGGUUUUGAUUUGGAUGAUGAACGUUUAUCUGAUACUAAUGAUGAUAAUAAUAAGAAUGAUAUCAAGAGGAAUAUAAGUGUAUUUGCUGGUGCUAUGUUCGAAGAGAGGAGGGCUAAAACAAUGGAAACAUUCGUCGAAAGGCUUUCCCGAUUUUCAGGCCCAUCAGACCGUAGGAAAGAAAUCAGCUUGAACAAAGCAAUUGUUGAUGCCCAAACUGCUGAGGAAGUUCUGGAAGUUUCCUCUGACACAAUCAUGGCUGUUGCAAAAGGUCUCACCCCUUCACCACUUUCUCCUCUGAAUAUUGCCACCUCAUUGCAUAGAAUCGCUAAGAACAUGGAGAAUGUUUCCAUGGCCACAAGCCAAAGGUUGGCAUUUGCCCGUCGUAGGGAAAUGUGUAUGCUUGUCGCCAUUGCAAUGACAUCCUUGCCCGAGUGCUCGCCACAGGGUGUCUCAAAUAUUGCAUGGGCAUUGUCAAAGGUGGGUAAUGGGUUGCUCUAUCUGUCUGAAAUGGAUAGAGUUGCAGAGGUGGCAUCAGCUAAGAUUGAUGAGUUCAAUUCACAAAAUGUUGCUAAUGUAGCAGGUGCUUUUGCUUCUAUGCGUCAUUCUGCUCCUGAACUUUUUACCGGAUUAUCAAGAAGAGCCUGUGCUGUAAUUCACACAUUUCAGCCACAAGAAAUUGCCCAGAUGUUGUGGGCAUUUGCUUCACUUUAUGAACCUGUGGAUCUGUUGCUUGAUGCUUUAGAUCAUGUUUUUAGUGAUCCCAAUCAAUUCCAGUGCUGCUCGGAUUAUAAGGUGAAGAGAACAGGUCCCAGCAUAUCCCAUGAAGAAAGCGGAGCAGAAAGUGGUGGCCUUACUGACAAACUGCAAACUGUAUCAACUUCUCCUGUUCUUGUUUUCAACCGAGAUCAGCUCGGUAAUAUAUGCUGGUCAUUUUCUGUUUUCGGGCAAUUGGAUCGAGUUUUCUUCUCCCAUGUGUGGAAUACUAUGAACCAUUUUGAGGAGCAACGCAUUUCUGAACAGUACAAGGAGGAUGUCAUGUUUGCCUCUCAAGUUCAUCGAACAAACCAGUGCUUGAAGCUAGAGUACCCAAAUCUUCCCUUAUCCCUUAAACCAGGUCUUGAGGAAAAAAUCUCUUGCGCUGGAAGAACCAAAAGAUUUAAUCAGAAAGUGACCUCUUCCUUCGAGGAAGAGGUUGCCCGCCUUCUUGUUAGCACUGGGCUAGAUUGGGUGAGGGAAUAUGAUGUAGAUGGUUACACAUUGGAUGCAGUUGUGAUUGACAAAAGAAUUGUUCUUGAGAUUGAUGGUCCCACACAUUUCUCAAGAAACAUAGAAUCACCAUUAGGUCAUACAAUGCUGAAGCGCCGGUACAUAACUGCGGCUGGGUGGAAACUUGUAUCUGUCUCUCAACAGGAAUGGGAAAAGCUUAAAGGGGGGUUUGAACAGCUAGACUUCCUUCGAGGAACUCUCAGACAUCACAUCUAUGAAGGAAACAGCAAUCUCGUUCGAGCAGGGGAAAUGAGGAAUCUGCAAUGAAAAUGAAACAUUAGGUGGAACGAUUUGUUUCCAAUAAGAGUAUGUUUGGAAGUUAGUUUUUGUAAGGGAGAAGAGCGUGAGGAGGAUUUAUGAAAUAGAUAGUUUUGGUGGAGUCUUCUUGUAACUACCAAUUCCAAACAAGAAGUAUUUCAUUCACUUUUCCUUCCUACCGCUAACCUUCAAAGCCUUCUCCUCCCCUUCUUCCAAACUCUCAAGCAUACCUUAGGUAUGUUUGGGAGUUUGAAGGGAAGGGGAGGGGAAGACUUUGGAGGUAUGUUGUUGGAGGGGAAAGGGAGGGGGAGGGUGAGUAAGCACUUCUUUGUAUUUGGGAGUAAUAAAACUGGAAGAAGAGGGUUUUUGAAAGAAUUAUAAUUAAAAUCACCUUCAGAUAUGAUGAAUUCAAAUCAUUGAGCUGAUAUUCAUUUUUAAUUUAGCUUAAAUUACCAUCUUGUUAAUUAUCCUCCAAAACCCUCCAAAUUGGGGGAACUUAAAAAUUAAGCAUUUGGAGGGUUUUGAAGGGUCACAAAAACCCUCUAAAAUCAUCUCCUCCAAUUUUUUAAACUCCCAAACAUGAAAAAGAGUGUCAUAAGCCCACAUUAACUUUUCCCUCCCCUCUAAAACCCAACUCUCAAACACACCUAAGGGCCGGUUGGAUAGGGGAUUUCGGAGGAGAGGAGAGGGAAAGGGAGAAUGGAUUUUUUUACUUUAUUAAUCUAUAUGCAGUUUGGUAGUUUUAGACUACAAAUAACUACUCCCUCCGUCCCGCUAACAAUGGGACAAGAGGGAGUGACACGCAAAUUAAUAAAAAGUGAUUUUUGUGGUUGC
Molecule: messenger RNA, 3241 nt
Organism: Cuscuta europaea
Lineage: Eukaryota; Viridiplantae; Streptophyta; Magnoliopsida; Solanales; Convolvulaceae
Source: the annotation of a GenBank genome assembly